AUGAAAGGCAAAAGAACAGGAAAUAGUAUGUCUGGCGACCCGGCUGACGCCCGGCGCCAUCUUCCCGGGAGAGGUGGUGUGAAAUAUGCUACCGGCCAUGCGCCCGUUACUCGUCAGGCCCCGCAUGGAAAUUCAGCUACUGACGAAACAAAUACAUUUAAGUCAUUCCGAAUACCUCACCGCAUCGGAACGUGGAAUGUACGCGGCCUUAACCAACCAGGAAAACUCCGAAUCGUGGAAAGCGAAAUGGAGAGGAAAAACGUUCACCUGCUAGGAAUUAGCGAAACACAUUGGAACGGUCAGGGUCAUUUUACAUCUGACCUGGGAAAUGCCGUGUAUUUUUCGGGACCAGAAAAUGGUAGCAGCAGAGGGGUGGCUAUCAUCGUGCCUCGAUCUUUGAACAAGUGUGUCAUAGGAUAUGAGCCGGUCAGCGAUCGUAUAAUAACACUCAAAAUUAACACAAUACCAUGCAAACUUAACAUCGUGCAAGUAUAUGCCCCCACGUCACAAUCCACUGAAGAGGAGGUGGAAGACUUCUACGAUACGCUGACUGCGACACUGAAAAGACAACCAAAGCGAGAAAUCAGUAUCUUAAUAGGGGACUUCAAUGCCAAAGUUGGCGACACAACAGACAAUGAUCACCUUAGUCGCGUUAUGGGCAAACACGGCAUCGGGGAACGAAAUAUCAGGGGCGAGCGUCUGAUACAGUUCUGCUGUGAAGAGAAUCUUACCAUCACCAACACCUGCUUCAAACAUCAUGUCCGUAGACUAUACACGUGGAUAUCUCCUGGAGAUAGAUGUAGGAAUCAAAUUGACUACAUAUUGGUAGGAACGCGGUGGAGAAGCUCAGUGACAAAUGCAGUAACUAUCCCCGGUGCUGACUGCGGCUCCGAUCACCAGCUUCUUGUGGCAACAUUCAGGGUGCGACUAAAGAGGAUACAAAAACCUAAAGUAGUUCCAAAUAUACACCGUCUAAACAUCAAUGGCUUUAAAAAAGGUUUUGAACAGAAAAUAGAAGACCUACCAAAAAACAUCGCAGACAGCGACACUAAAUGGGAAUAUCUCAAAAGAAUUAUAGAAGAAACAGCUAGGGAUAACAGGCUGGUGAAACCACCUAUGAAAGAAUUUAUAACACCAGAGACAGCACUAGUCAUCCAGAAAAGACGUGAACUUAAGGAGAACGGUAUACGCUCAACUGAAGAUAUGCAACGCUACGCGGAACUCAACCGCCUAGUUCAACUUCGCUGUCGGAAAGAUUAUGAGAAAUACAUCAAUGAAAUCUGUCUCGAAAUUGAACAACACGCGAUGAAUAACGAAACCAGAUAUCUUUUUCAAAAAAUAAAAGAAUUAACUGGAACUCGUAAGCCAAAAGCCUGCGCCAUUGAAGACAAAGACGGGCGUCUACUUACUAAUAUGGACCAAGUGUUAGAGCGCUGGAGAAACUACUGCGCAGGGUUAUACACGGGAGAGUCCAGUAACGCUAAUAUUUCAUGGUCGGAAGAAGAACCAGAUAUCCUUCCAUCUGAAAUUGAGCAUGCCAUCAAAGCUCUUAAGUGUAAGAAGUCAUACUUCAAAAUUUAG
Melitaea cinxia (Glanville fritillary) is the source of this 1581-nucleotide messenger RNA. Its product is annotated as craniofacial development protein 2-like. The coding region runs from base 1 to 1581 and encodes 526 amino acids. Gene Ontology annotation, cellular component: nucleus. The transcript has a single exon. The record is from RefSeq and is a predicted model, not a curated record. Lineage: Eukaryota; Metazoa; Arthropoda; Insecta; Lepidoptera; Nymphalidae. Gene Ontology annotation, biological process: chromatin remodeling. Gene Ontology annotation, molecular function: catalytic activity.